AGUUCACCGUUGUAGUACUCAGUCUGUCCCACUGAGCUGUCAAUACACGGCAACCCUCCACACUGCCCGUCUGCCGCGACAACAUUUUUCUAGUCAACUCAGCCCGUUUUCCUCUUCAGCGACGUUUUUCUUCAGAUAACAGCUACUUUCUCCUCACUAUGACUCGAAGGUGAUCUUCAGCGUGUCCAGGUGGUUCUGGGGUUCCAGGUUAGUGUGGUUAGAGAGCAAGCUAACUGUGGGGAGAAGGACCGCCUGGGGCAUUUUGUCCCUGGCUCUCAAGUGACUAAGGAAGGGGCUUGGCAAACUGUUCUGCAACAUGGAGAAGGAAGACCUGAAGAUUCUCAACAAGGGGGAAGAGGAGGAGAUGGAGCUGCAGGGCUACCGUCUGUGUCGUUGGCGCCUGGCCCUGGUGGGCCUUGGGGUACUGUGUACAGGGGGCUUCCUCCUCCUGUUGCUGUAUUGGAUGCCAGAAUGGUGCGUCAAGUCCACCUGCACUCGUACCACAGCCCGUGAUGCCAAAGUGGUGUUGAUGCGCUCCACGGAUGAGUUCCGGCGCUGGUUCCUGGCCAGGGUGCGAGUGAUGCUUGCCCCAGGGAGCAACCCCUUCCACAGCCUGGAUACCCAGACCACCUCCCCUUCCUCCUUCUCCUGCCCCUUCUCCUCCCCUGCUUCCCCACCUCAGGCCAACGGACACACUCCUCACCCCUCCGAUGGCAGCCCUGCUCAGGAGCUCAUCAGAAAAUUUGCAGACUACCAGCCCGUCCAAAUUCGCUACUUUACCUUUCAUAGCACAAAGUAUUAUUGGAAUGACGAGAAGCAGAAUUUCGAGGUUUUAAACGGCCUGGAGGAUCUACAGAUCAGCUGCUCCACCCUCCACUCGGAGCACAGCACAGGCCUGACUAGGAACCAGCAGGAGUACAGGAGACUGUUCUUCGGAGUGAAUGAGAUUGCAGUGAAAGUGCCUUCUGUUUUCAAGCUGCUUAUCAAAGAGGUCCUCAACCCUUUCUACAUCUUCCAGCUCUUCAGUGUGAUCCUGUGGAGUGCCGAUGAGUAUUAUUACUAUGCUGUGGCCAUUGUUUUAAUGUCGGUCAUAUCCAUAGCUACCUCUCUGUACACCAUCAAAAAGCAAUACGUCAUGCUUCAUGACAUGGUGGCAGCUCACAGUAUUGUUCGUGUGUCUGUAUGCCGAGCCAAUAAUGAUAUUGAAGAAAUUUUGUCGACUGAUCUGGUGCCCGGUGACGUGAUGGUCAUCCCCAGCAAUGGGACCAUCAUGCCAUGUGAUGCCGUGCUGGUCAGUGGCACCUGUAUCGUCAAUGAAAGCAUGCUUACAGGUGAGAGUGUUCCUGUGACAAAGACCAACCUCCCAAACCCAACAGCAGGGGAGAGGGAGGAGGAGGCUGAUAGUGCCUACAACACAGAAGGGCAUAAGAGACACACGCUCUUCUGUGGCACCAAUGUCAUCCAGACCCGUUUCUACACAGGCGAACUGGUCAAGGCUGUGGUGGUCCGCACAGGUUUCAGCACAGCUAAAGGCCAGCUGGUGCGCUCCAUCCUUUACCCCAAACCCACCGACUUCAAGCUGUACCGCGAUGCCUACCUCUUUCUGUUGUGUCUGGUGGCUGUGGCUGGAAUUGGCUUUGUCUACUCCAUCGUACUCAGUAUCAUGAACAAGGUGCCAGCUAAAACCAUCAUCAUUGAGUCCUUGGACAUCAUCACUAUAACCGUACCACCAGCGCUGCCAGCCGCCAUGACAGCUGGCAUUGUGUAUGCCCAGCGACGCUUAAAAAAUAGUGGCAUUUUCUGCAUCAGCCCACAGAGAAUUAAUAUCUGUGGACAGAUCAACCUGGUGUGCUUUGACAAAACUGGAACUCUGACAGAAGAUGGCUUAGACCUGUGGGGAGUCCAAAGAGUUGAGAAUGGCAGCUUCCACCUGUCAGAGAAAAAUGCCUACAAGGAAAAUCUUGUCAAGUCCCAGUUUGUGGCUUGCAUGGCCACAUGCCACUCACUCACCAAAAUAGAAGGCCAGCUGUCAGGAGACCCGCUGGACCUCAAAAUGUUUGAGGCUACAGGCUGGAUCCUGGAGGAGGCUACUGAGGAGGAAACGUCUCUCCAUAAUCGUAUCAUGCCCACUGUAGUUCGACCGCCAAAGCAGCUUUUGCCCCCGGAGCCUGCUGUAACACCAGAGCAGGACAUGGAACUCUAUGAGCUAUCGGCAGCAUAUGAGAUUGGUAUUGUGCGCCAGUUUCCUUUUUCUUCAGCACUCCAGAGAAUGAGUGUAGUAGCUCGUCUGCUGGGGGAGAAACGUAUGGAUGCCUACAUGAAGGGUGCGCCAGAGGUUGUAGCUAGUCUCUGCAAGAAAGAGACAGUGCCGGAAAACUUUGCAGAGGUUUUGGAAGGCUACACAAAGCAGGGUUUCAGAGUCAUUGCUCUGGCUCAUCGACGGCUCGAAUCAAAACUCACCUGGCACAAGGUCCAGAACAUUAACAGGGAUCACAUAGAAGCAAACAUGGAGUUCCUGGGUCUUAUCAUCAUGCAGAACAAGCUGAAGCCAGAAACUCCAGGAGUACUGCAGGACCUUCAUCAAGCCAAUAUUCGCACAGUCAUGGUUACUGGUGACAACAUGCUGACAGCUAUCUCUGUGGCCCGGGACUGUGGAAUGAUCCCUCCCCAGGACACAGUCAUCAUUGCCGAUGCUCUCCCUCCACAUGAUGGACAAGCCGCCAAGAUCACCUGGAGAUACGCUGACAAACCUUACAAAGCAUCGCGACUUGAGGAAGUGAACAUAAGCCUAGAAGAUGUUUGUCACAUAGAUGAGCCUAAAACACAAGAGCUGUACCACUUUGCAAUGAAUGGCAAAUCAUUUGCUGUCAUUUCUGAGCAUUUCCCUGAUAUGCUUCAAAAGCUUGUGUUGCACGGCACAGUGUUUGCCAGAAUGGCGCCUGACCAGAAAACCCAGCUUAUUGAGGCACUGCAGGGUGUUGACUACUAUGUUGGAAUGUGUGGAGAUGGAGCGAAUGACUGUGGGGCUUUGAAGAGGGCUCAUGGUGGGAUCUCUCUGUCAGAACUUGAAGCCUCAGUAGCAUCUCCCUUCACCUCAAGGACCCCCAACAUUUCCUGUGUCCCUAGCCUCAUCAGAGAGGGACGUGCCGCUCUUAUCACCUCCUUCUGUGUGUUUAAGUUUAUGGCCCUCUACAGCAUCAUCCAGUACAUCAGCGUCACUCUCCUCUACUCCGUCCUCAGUAACCUAGGCGAUUUCCAGUUCCUCUUCAUCGACAUUGCUAUCAUCCUCCUCAUUGUCUUUACCAUGAGUCUGAACCCAGCUUGGAAAGAUCUUGUCUCUCGUCGUCCUCCAUCAGGUCUUAUCUCAGGGCCUCUGCUGUUCUCUGUGCUGACCCAGAUCCUCAUCUGCUUGGGCUUCCAGAUUUUGACAUUCCUUUGGGUCAAACAGCAGCCCUGGUACACAGUUUGGACACCACUUACCGAUGUCUGCAACCUCACGUCGCACAUUGAAACAAGCUUUGAAAACCACACAGAAGAGGACGACCACAACAUCCAAAACUAUGAGAACACCAGCCUCUUCUAUGUGUCCUCUUUCCAGUAUCUCGUUGUUGCUAUUGUUUUCUCCAAGGGCAAACCUUUCAGGCAGCCUAGCUAUAAGAAUUGGCCUUUUGUGCUGUCUGCUGGGAGUUUAUAUGUUUUCCUGCUGCUCAUCUUGUUCUACCACAUAGAAAACAUUAAUGAGAUUCUGGAGAUUGUUUGCAUCCCCUUUGAAUGGAGGGUAAAACUUUUCCUCAUCAUCCUAGUCAAUGCUGCUGUGUCUGUUUUGGUGGAGACCUUCAUCCUUGACAUCGUCUUACGGAAGCUUGUGUUCAGCCGAGACAAACAGGGCAACUUUGGCGUCACCCCUGCUACCCCGCCACCACAGGGAGUCAGUGACCUGCGAAGGUGCAAGUGGCUGUCCUGCCUGUGUUGCCUCCACAAGAUAACACCCAAAGCUCGCUACAUGCAUCUGGCCCAGGAGCUCAGUGUGGACCCCGACUGGCCUCCAAAGCCUACCACUACCACUGAAGCCAAACCACGCCCAGAAAAUGGCUCCACCUAUCAAAUCAUAAUCAACUCCUAGCACCCCACAGCCCGUACUAGUAUCCAGUUUCUGUUGUUCAUACAGGAAACAUGAAUAUGAGGUGUUUAGCAAAUGCACAUUGAACUUAUUUCGGUGGAACUGUCACAGGAUCACUGCUUGCCUUCACUGUUCUUGCUCCAAUGCUGUAGUUCCAGAUACUGUAUUACUGCACACACACAAAAAAAAAGUAUCCUAUGACACACAUCUACCAAAUGCAGUGGCGGUCCUAGCCUGUUUGGCGCCCUGGGCGAGCAUCCCUGCCGGCGCCCUCCCACCCCCACC
This is a messenger RNA of Archocentrus centrarchus (flier cichlid), 4405 nucleotides long. RefSeq names its product ATPase 13A3 (gene atp13a3). Gene Ontology annotation, molecular function: P-type ion transporter activity; ATP hydrolysis activity; ATP binding. Gene Ontology annotation, biological process: intracellular calcium ion homeostasis; polyamine transmembrane transport. Lineage: Eukaryota; Metazoa; Chordata; Actinopteri; Cichliformes; Cichlidae. The record is from RefSeq and is a predicted model, not a curated record. The transcript has 34 exons. Gene Ontology annotation, cellular component: late endosome membrane. Bases 317 to 4123 code for a protein of 1268 amino acids.